ACUUCCGCGCAAAGGAUUGUGGGAGUCCAACAUCAUUGCGGUGCCGUGUGAUAGUUUCUGAUCAUAUUCACUCCAUUUAAUCAUCGGAAAACGUUUUUAAGAAUGUCGUUCCUCUCAGCUCGUCUAGCUACUACGGUGGCAAGACGUCUGCCAAACAAUGUUGCACAGGUUGCUGGAGUUGCCUUCCCCGCCACAUCGGUAGCUGCCCGAAAACUUCACGUUACUGCAAACAAUCGCGGUGCUGAAAUUUCCUCCAUUCUAGAGGAGCGCAUCCUAGGAGCCGCCCCUAAAGCUGAUCUUGAUGAAACCGGCCGCGUACUCAGUAUUGGUGAUGGUAUUGCUCGUGUUUACGGUCUCAAAAACAUUCAAGCAGAUGAGAUGGUUGAAUUCUCUUCUGGGCUUAAGGGUAUGGCUUUGAACUUGGAACCCGACAACGUUGGUGUCGUAGUCUUUGGUAAUGACAAGCUUAUCAAGGAAGGAGACAUUGUCAAACGUACAGGAGCCAUUGUAGAUGUCCCUGUAGGUGACGAAAUUUUGGGACGUGUCGUAGAUGCGUUAGGCAAUGCCAUUGAUGGCAAAGGCCCCAUCAACACCAAACAACGUUUCCGAGUGGGAAUUAAGGCACCUGGUAUCAUCCCUCGUAUUUCUGUGAGGGAACCUAUGCAGACAGGCAUCAAGGCCGUAGACUCUCUUGUACCCAUUGGGCGUGGUCAGCGUGAAUUGAUCAUUGGCGAUCGUCAGACUGGCAAAACUGCACUUGCAAUUGAUACCAUCAUCAACCAGAAGCGAUUUAACGACGCCGACGAUGAGAAAAAGAAGCUGUAUUGUAUUUACGUCGCUAUUGGCCAGAAGAGGUCAACUGUUGCCCAGAUUUUGAAAAGAUUAACUGACACUGGGGCUAUUAAUUAUACCAUCAUUGUGUCCGCCACUGCUUCAGAUGCUGCCCCAUUACAGUAUCUCGCUCCUUACUCUGGCUGUGCCAUGGGUGAAUACUUCAGAGAUAAUGGGAAACACGCUCUUAUCAUUUACGACGAUUUGUCCAAACAGGCUGUUGCCUAUCGUCAGAUGUCUCUGCUGCUGCGACGUCCCCCAGGUCGUGAAGCUUACCCAGGAGACGUCUUCUACUUGCACUCUCGUCUUCUCGAGCGUGCCGCCAAGAUGUCAGAUGCUCACGGAGGUGGAUCUUUGACCGCCUUGCCUGUCAUUGAGACGCAAGCUGGUGACGUAUCCGCGUACAUUCCUACCAACGUCAUCUCCAUUACUGACGGACAGAUCUUCUUGGAGACUGAAUUGUUCUACAAAGGUAUUCGUCCCGCCAUCAACGUCGGUCUGUCGGUAUCCCGUGUAGGUUCAGCCGCCCAAACUAAAGCCAUGAAACAAGUCGCCGGCUCCAUGAAGUUGGAAUUGGCCCAAUACCGAGAAGUCGCAGCUUUUGCCCAGUUUGGUUCAGACUUGGACGCUGCCACUCAACAACUUUUGAAUCGCGGUGUGCGAUUGACUGAAUUAUUAAAACAAGGACAGUAUGUACCAAUGGCUAUUGAAGAGCAAGUAGCUGUUAUUUAUUGUGGUGUAAGAGGACAUCUUGAUAAGUUGGAUCCUUCAAAGAUCACCGUGUUUGAAAAGGAAUUCUCUCAACACGUUAAGACAAACCACCAAGCUGUUUUACAGAGUAUCGCUAAGGAGGGUAAAAUCACAGACGAAACAGAUGCCCAGUUAAAGAAAAUCGUAGCUGAUUUUAUUUCAACAUUCUCUGGUUAAAUUAAUGUAAAUUAAAAUCAUUUAUUUUUAGUUGAUCAAAUUCAUAAGUUCAGCUAAAAGUAAGAUGGUUUGAUUUAGAAUAGGUUUCACAAGUUAUUGUGGAAAACGUGUACAAUAGAACAUUUGAAAUUUUUAAGAUGUGAAACAGCAUUUUGUUUUUGUUAUCAGCCUCGUCACAAUAAAAUGUGUAA
Messenger RNA from Zophobas morio, 1949 nucleotides. It is a transcript of the gene blw, whose product is annotated as ATP synthase subunit alpha, mitochondrial. The record is from RefSeq and is a predicted model, not a curated record. Gene Ontology annotation, biological process: proton transmembrane transport; proton motive force-driven ATP synthesis. The transcript is spliced from 7 exons. Lineage: Eukaryota; Metazoa; Arthropoda; Insecta; Coleoptera; Tenebrionidae. Bases 103 to 1758 code for a protein of 551 amino acids. Gene Ontology annotation, molecular function: ADP binding; ATP binding; proton-transporting ATP synthase activity, rotational mechanism.